Molecule: messenger RNA, 7752 nt
Organism: Micropterus salmoides (largemouth bass)
Lineage: Eukaryota; Metazoa; Chordata; Actinopteri; Centrarchiformes; Centrarchidae
Product: poly(A) polymerase type 3-like
Exons: 16
Coding region: 2252-4117 (621 amino acids)
Cellular component (GO): nucleus
Molecular function (GO): RNA binding; poly(A) RNA polymerase activity
Source: RefSeq, a predicted model, not a curated record
GGUGGCCUUGCAAUGCAAAAUACACAAAAUAUUUCAGAAAACGCAGGAACAAGAGCAAAGAAACAACAACAAACUGUAUAAAAUUUAUAAAAUAAGAAAACUCAACAAGAUUGCACAGGCCUAAUUUUUUGUGAUCCUCAAGUCAGAUUAGUAUAUGGUCUCUCGUACCAGAGAGAGAUUGAAUCAGCAAAGCAUUUCUGUACAUUGCGUCCUGCUUAUUUUGGUAAAAAGGAGUUGGGAAAGAAACAUUAUUUAUUCCAAAAUCUAUGAAAACCAAUGCCACAUAAUACAGUAUGUGUUUUACAUCCUCAUAUUGCAAAGGUUUUAAGGUUGAAAAGAGAGUAUUACAGCAAUAAUAACUAGUGUAAAUAUAAUUGCAUCAACUAUCAUAUAUUAGCAUACAUUUUGGUGGUUUAAGGGAAACUACUCUCAAAAUCAUAUACCACAGAUGUCCAAAGUUAAUCAUACUAAUCAAUUAGAGCUGUAUAUUUAGGGUUUUUGCAGAUGUAAGGGUAACUCUUUUCACCAACUCACUGGUCAAACCAAAUCCAUAACAUGUCUGAAUAUCUAUCAUUCUUUUAGGGACAAUUGCGAAAACAUAGACAAACUUGGGCAUGACUUAUCAUCUCUUUAUUUCAAAACCACCAGAGGAAGCACAGUACAUUAAGAGUGGUCCUUAUAUUAUUUUUUACUUCAAUCAGUAAAUUGGAUUGAGGUAAAUAGUUACAUUUUCUGGCUGGUGUAAUUAUACACCUGUUUUCUUUCUUUUUUAAAGUUUUUAUAUUUUAAAAAAAUUAUCUGCAGUUUAGAGUUGGUAAACUAGUGGUUUCAGAAGUUUAAAAUGGAGCCACUUCAUUUAACAUGAUUGUUCUGUCACAAAGAGCAUUGUGUCUGAAUUGCUGCAUUAACCUCAAAGAAAAUGGUAAAAUAGUAUGCAAGCCACUAUCUAUCUAUCUAUCUACAGUGUUGGAUUCCAACACACGGUCUUCAUCGCCGUCUGGUGGCUGACUUGUGUUGUGGUGGCUACAGAGACCUACAAUUGUCAAAUGAAUGCCCUGGGCUUCUGUUUUCAACUUACCGGCCUGUAAAGCAUGGGAGGAAUAAUGAUCAAUAUCCAUUGUAUUUAUGAAUAUUUCUAUGUUAUUUGUAAUGUGGUUGUAUGGAAAUAGUGUUUUGAAGGAAAAGUCAUCACCUAAACAGUAAAUAGUGUCAAAACCUCGACCUUGUCUGAGUAUUUCUUUAUAAAAUGUAUCAUCAGCCUAAAUGUUGUUUUUUAGUUAAUUUUCAUCAAAUUUACAUUUACACUUGCAGUCAAGGUGUAGUAGAACAUAAUCAGUUUCAUUAUAAUCUGCAGGAGGAUGGCUAUGAUGGUGAGAUUGCCUUUGAAAUACAGAUUUUAUACCAGGCAAGGAUAAAAAUCUCAUAUUUUUCUUUAUUGCGUCUCCAUUUACUCUGUAUGGUAACAUAAACGUGUUCAUUUACAUACAUAGAGUGGAUUCACAUUUCUUAGCUUCUGACCUAUCAAAGGAGACCAUAUCUAGGCCAAGUGGUUGAGGAGUUAUUGCUAAUUCAUUUUCGGUAUUUUAUUUAGGCGUCAGCUGGGGUAUUGCUGAUAGAAAUGUAGUCCCAAAACAAAUGGACUAAUGUUUAUUAAUAUAUUUUACAAAAAGAAUAGACAGAAACAUUCCACUGGAUUGUAGUUUGAUUGAGAGAUUGUAUCUAUGCAUUUCUUAGAUGAAUCGGUGCGAAUACACAUCGAUCGCGACGCACUUCAGGCUCACGCGUCUUUUUGUCCUGCUCACGUGCCUUCGUUCUCUGAUUCGAUUCUUAGAGUGAAAGGACGACACAGUGAAAUGGAAGGCGUUCCUUCCAAAUAUCCAAGGAGCCUGUGUGUUGCCACACAGUAAGUGUGUGAACUGUACUAAUUUUUUCUGAGAGAAAAUAAGUUAUUUCUGACUGGAUAACGCAGCAUUAUUGUUCGGAAACCACAAAACAAACAAAGAAGUGCUUAAUGUCGCUAUGUCUUGGUAAGUAUGGUGUGCGUUGUUUUUUCCCGUACCUUUUCAAAGAUCUGGGUAAGUUAAAACAGGUAAUUCUACAAGCACAUCACAGUCCUCAUAGAAUUUGCGAUUUUGUUUUGCACUGGUAUAACAGCUUGUGAUUGGACUUGUGUACUAGUUGACGCAAUUUAUUUCAGAUUGGGAGGCUCAAGUCACCUUUCAUUAACUAAAAGGUUUCUUGAUAUAGCUUUAUGUAUAUACUUAUGUGUCAUGACUGGUCCACUAACAUGCAAAUGUGCCUUUUCAGUCCAAUUCAGAGCCAAACUUCACCAUUCCCAGACAUCCCCAAGUGGUAUGGGAUCACUGGUCCUAUCAGCCAGGAUCUGCCCGAAGAGGCUGACUUGAUCCAGACCAGAAAAGUGAUUGACACUCUGGAGUCAUAUGGUGUAUUUGAGGACAACUUGGAGCUGAAUCACAGAGAGAAGGUUGUCAAACGACUGGAGACACUUUAUAAGGAGUGGCUCAAAGAAAUGUCUAAAAGAAUGAACUUACCUGAAACGAUGACAGAAAACGUCGGCGGUAAGAUCUUCCCAUUUGGCUCCUAUCGUCUGGGAGUUCACUCAAAAGGUGCUGAAAUUGAUGCCCUCUGUGUCGGACCCAGAUUUCUUGAGAGAAAAGACUUCUUCACAUCCUUCUUUGAGAAGCUGAAGGCUCAUGUGGAGGUCAAAGACAUACAGGCCAUUGAAGAGGCGUUUGUCCCUGUCAUCAAACUGUCCUUUUAUGGGAUUGAGAUUGACUUAGUCUUUGCCCGGUUGGAGCUGAAGAGCAUUCCUGAGAAUCUGGACCUUCUUAAUGACAUCUUGUUGAAGGACAUAGAUAAACGCUGCAUCAGGAGUCUCAAUGGCUACAGAGUUACAGAGGAGAUCCUCAGUCUUGUGCCAAAUAUUUUUAAUUUCAGGCUCGCUUUGAGAGCCAUCAAGCUGUGGGCCAAACGCCGUAAUAUUUACUCCAGCAUUCUGGGCUUCUUGGGCGGUGUAUCGUGGGCCAUACUGGUAGCCAGAGUUUGUCAGGCGUACCCAAAUGCCACAGUGUCCACGCUGGUGAACAAAUUCUUCAAGGUCUUCUCAAUGUGGGCAUGGCCAGUCCCAAUUCUCUUGAAGAGAGUAGAGGACCGCUACUUCAACCUUCCUAUUUGGGAUCCCACGGUUAAUCGAAGAGACCGCUGCCACCUAAUGCCCAUUAUCACCCCAGCAUACCCACAGCAGAACACCACAUUCAACAUGUCUACCUCCACCUUAGCCAUCAUAACGGAAGAGAUCCAACAGGGCCAUGUCAUCACUGAAGAAAUACAGCAGAAAAAAGCAGACUGGUCCAAACUAUUUGAAACACCAGACUUUUUUGGAAAGUACAAGUAUUAUGUUCUGCUGCAAGCAACUUCAGCAACAGAGGAGCAGCAUAAUAAAUGGGUUAGCCUGGUGGAGUCUAAAAUCAGAUUUCUGGUUGGAACUCUGGAGAGAAAUGUGCACAUUUCUCUGGCCCAUGCUAAUCUGCAGUCCUUCCCUGGAUCCAGGAAGGUCAAUGACAAAGGGGGAAUGAGCACAAUGUGGCUGAUUGGGCUUAAUAUGGAGGAGUCUAAAAACAUGAAAAUAAACCUGACCUCUGACCUCCUAUCCUUCACUAACACUAUCUACAGCCAGGCAGCGAGCUCUGAGAUGUAUGAAAAGGAGAUGACCAUAUCAGCCACACAUGUGAAGAGGGAAAACCUUAGCUGGCGCAUGCCUAAUGGCGAAUGCAAAAGGGUUUUCAGUCCAAAACCAGAGGCCACACUGAGCCGCCAAAUGUCUGCCACAUUACCACCUGGCCAAUCCGCCACAAAGAGAAAAGACUGGCCUCACUCUGAGAUGCCAGCCAGAAAGAUCAAAGCUGACAAGAGUCCGCCCACUGUCGAACUGUCCGACUUGCCUCCCGGCCCCACCAAGCCGACUGCUGUUGUGAAACACGCCAUCAAAUUUCGACUUAUCAGGUACAGCACAGAAUUAAGAAUAGAUAUGUCUCCUUUGUUCCCUCUAGCUGCACACACUUCUUCACUCUCCUACCUUGUCAUGUCCCCCAAAUGACAGACAUCCUCACAUACAGUAUUCAUCCUGAGGUUCAUGGAAGGCCCAUUGUACAGCCGACGUUACAGAGCUGGAAUAUGGUCUCUAUCUUUUCACCACAAGAGGGCAAUGAAGCCUUUCUGCUGGCCUCUUCUUCAACCCUAGCAAGGGAAUGGGUAAACAGGCACACUGUUCAAAGACUAGUCAUUUGGUGACAGCAAAACCUGAUGCAGAUUAGAGUUAAGGGAGCAUCUCUACCGUCAGUAAUCUUUUUAUAAAUGGUUGAGUCUUCACAGAGGGAUUUUGAAUGCUCGCAUUUUUCACCUUAAUGUGUUGAUUUGCACCCGAUAAUAGUAGUGAGGUGCUGAUUAAUAAUUUUGUGAUGUAUUUGGGAGGACGAUCUAUCAUGUUGUGCUUUAAAAAGCUUUUUUUUUUUCUUUUCAAUUUCCCACCCCGUGCUGUUGUUUGAUCAUAUUCCUGGAAGUGCUGUUCCCGGAAGAUAAUGUUUUGUGAGUUGACCUCAGUGAGCUCUACGCAGAAUGAUGCUUUUAAGUAAUCUGCUGUCUUUGAUUAAUUGUAAUUAAUGACAGGGAGAAACAAACAUCACUCAUUACUGGACGGUAAUUGUUUCUAGGCCUUUUUGGAUGAAGAGGAUAAUAGCAAGUAUACCUAAGAUUUGAGUACUGUAAAAAAAAUCACACUCAAUCUAACACCACUAAUACACACACUGUAGCGUAGACAGCAAGAUUGAACUUGUGCAUUAAAGUGUAUAGAGCCAAGCUUUACCUGUCCCCCACAACAUAUGUAAAUAACAAUCAACAAACAGAGUGCUACAUUGUCUAAAAAAUAAUUUCAUAUUUUUCAUGUGGUUCUGACUAGAUUUCCACCCUCCACAUUGACUUUUCUUUAUUUUUAUUUUUAUUUUCUCAUAUUCAGUAAGACCACGAUGCAAAUUCUUGGACAGGACUCACCAAUUAAUUACAUUAAAUGGGCACAAGACUUCUUUAAUGCACCUGAGCUAUCAUGAGUUUUCUCAUCAACUGAUUGUGCUGGAGGGAGAACAGGAAUUAGAUGGAUGGGUUGACCAGUUCUUGACCUUUGAAAUAUGAAUCUAUUGAACAGUAACUUGUACAACUGUCUUGUCCAAGUUUAACAAAAAAAGAACUUAAAAUGUAUAUUUUCUUGAGACUUGAUGGAUUUUUCAGCGAUUUUCAUUGAUUAUAUGACUUGAUUUUGAACUGAAGGACUACUGAGAAGGGUAGAGAUUUGGUUUAGCAACACACCACAAGCUUGUUACUCGUCACUUCAUUAUUUUUUGUUGAAAUAUAGUAUGUAUCAUUAGUGGAGGGGGAUUUUGUGCCAGACGAGACACCCAGAUACUCAGCCAUGGGGAGCAGACUCAUAACAUGGCCUAGUUAAAGGUUUUCAGUUGUUUGCAUCCCAAUCCGGUCAAAAUUUCCCAAGAUGUAUCUUGUAAGAGCGUGUAUGUUGUUGCUUAGGAACAGUUUUUCCUGUGCUCCCAGUAGGUGGUCUCUUUAUGAAUAUCAUUACAUGUCCCCAUUCACGCGAGGCAAGACAUCUUUAUCCCUUGUAAACCAUGUUUAUCGCUAUUUUCACUCCUAAAUUUGGAUGGAUGUUUAUGCUCACUGUGGUUUUAGACCUUCAUAUAUUUACUGAUAGAUGCAGUUGUGAUGCUGUGUAAUUGCUGACAUUAAGGAGAAGCUGAUCACAGAGACGAUAUGUGAUUUGAAACUUUUAAAUAGUUAUCCAGUGAGUUCAAUGUUCAUAUAAGAAGCAAGUUUAUUAUCUUGCAGAGCGAUAUCGGCGUACUUACAUUUGUCUCUAAUUAAUCAUGGGCAACAUUAGGACUUCAUCCAGAGGUCUAUCCACAGGAGGUCCAGUCCAGUGUAUGGGGCUCCCCUAUAGCUGUUGCCCCUCUUUCUCCCGCCGCGUGCACUCUGUGUGGGGCAGAGACUCAGGGCAUGGCCCCCUGUCAUCCUGCUGGGCCUCCAUCUGCUGUGGAGGUGGUUAGGUCCCCGGAUUGAUGGCAAGACAAUGAGUUUAUGACAUGUGUCGCCGUGAGUGACAAAGGAUCCGUCCCAACUGGGCCUCCUGACGACCACUGAUCUCACAUUUGCAGUCGGCACUAUGCCAAGGCUAAUGUGAGGAGUGAUCCUCCUGCUGUGGAAUGGGACUUGUAGUUUACAGCUGGCUGGUAAUUCAGGACAAGGAGCAAAUCUCUCUGGCUUCUGUGCACAUUAGCAAGUCUUACAUUAUGUGGUUAAAUCUGAAUGAACAAUAAUCUAUGGUAAAAGCAUAUGCAGUCAUCCAUAGAAACUAGCCUUCAAUGCUAACUUCUGAUUUGUACAUGAGCAUUGAUACUUGCCCUGUUGCCAGUGAGCCUAUUACGCCUCCUCUUCGGAGAGACUUUAUGAAGCCUUCUAAACUGGUCUCUGAAGUUCCCCAGUUGACCCAGCAGUACUGCUUUCACACGCCUGUCAACACUCUGUUUCUUUCCACUUUGGUGGGUCCAAGUUAAAAGGAAAUCGCUCCCUUCAUCUCCCACUCCUCUCCUCCUUGCCCAAAACAGGAUGAUAAAAGCCAGAGUUUCACAUCUGAGAAACUGCAACAAUGCUACUGUACCUUCAAAGGGGAAGAUGCCACAUUGUGAGAUGACAGGGUGUUGAUAUGAAAGUGUUGUCUGCUUCCCGGGUGAGAUCAGUGGAGGCCGGUAGAUGUGUACUGUUAUGUUGCUCUGAGUGAUCUGACCAACGUGGUGGAGGAGAGGUGUCACGGCGGACAGACUUACUGGGAUGUGUAUCUGUGUCAGUUUUUACUUGAAGGAAUUUGGUGUACUGCAUUUGGAAAAGGUUUCCAACUAUCAGGAUUUUGUUUUUUAUCUGCAUUUGAUGUUGCUGAUUAUCAGAUGGUGCUGUGAAUUACUUUUAAUUCCUGGAAAUGGCAUCAUUUUAAUGAAAAUAUGAAGUUAGUUAGCUAGUUUGAUGACCACUUUAAUUAUCAGGGUCAUAAUAAAGCACUGCACACACCACAGUCCAUACCAAAAAUGAAGAUUUGGUAUUUAGUACACAAAUGGAGUAGUUAAGGAAUGCACUGUGAUAAUUACACCUCUAAAUUGUAUGUAAUAUGACAUUGUGGUAGCUGAUCACUUUCACACACCAUCUUUAUGGUGCCCAUCGAUGACCUUUUAAGAGAAGGGAUGUUACGUGCUACUCCAUGAACCUGUAAGUCUUACAACCCUGUUCCUUCACAUAUCAUACAGCAGGCACAAGUGAUCCAGUGCCACGGAUUGGUUGACGAGCCUGAAGAUUACAUCCUCACUUUCCCACUCCUGACCAAGUGCACAAAACUUCAACCUCCAUCACCAGCCAUUGCUUUGUUAAUUUUUCUUCUGCUUGCUUAUGGAGCAAGAGAAUGGGGGGGUUACAUGCUCCUUCAUGAAUUUGUAAGUCUAACAACCCUGAUCCUUCGUGCGUCUUUUACAGCAGGCGAAGUUGAGCAUCACUGAUUGGUUGACGUGCCUGAAGAUAACAUUGUCACUUUCUCGCUCCUGACCAAGAGCGAAAAUGUCAUCCUCAAUCACCAAAUAUUGUUUUGUGUUGUUAUUUGUUCCCUUGGUGUGUGUGUGUGUGUGUGUG